AUGAACACUAAAACCGGUCUCUACUACACCAGCGUGACCGUCGGCGAGCCACCCCUCGUGGUUAACCUAGUCGUAGACGUCCGAGGCCCAGCCUUAUGGUUCCAAUGCGAAGAGACCGGCUACAACUCAACCACCUACACCCCUAUCCUUUGCGGAUCCCACGGCUGCAAACAAGCCAAAGAUGAAUGCUCCACUUGCUACGGCACUUACGGUCCUUCCUGCAGGAACAAUACGUGUAUCGAGUACAUCGAAACCCAAUCAACCUACAACUCCGUCUCCGCUUCUCUUGUCAAAGACAACGUCAUCUUAAGCUACACGUCACCAUCAGCUUACGUGGCACCCAAACUCUCAGCGAGGCUGCCUCUCGCUUGCAUGUCUGCCUUAGAGGUCGUGGCCGGGCUUCCUUCUGGUUCUCAAGGCAUCCUCGGACUCGGUAAUGGCUCUACGUCUUUCGGCUUCGUCAAUGGCCUCGUCUCUUCUUACAAGAUUCCCUUCAAAGUUGCUCUUUGUUUACCUUCGAAGCCCGGAAAAAAUCAUUCCGGGCUUGUUUACAUCGGCGGUGGACCAUAUUUGUUGCCGCCGAGUCGUAAAGAUGUGUCGGGGUUACUAGUCUCCACUCCUCUUGUCCCGAUCCCGGAAACAAGAGAGCAUGGGGAGGAUAACUAUUACAUAGAUGUGAAGUCAAUCCAAGUCAACGGAGAGACACUCUCUUUUAAUCAUAAUUUGUUGACUUUCAAUAAGACGAGCCAUCAUGGAGGCACAAAGAUCAACAACUUGACUCCUUAUACUCUCAUCCAUUUACAAAGCUCUUGUUAA
This is a messenger RNA of Arabis nemorensis, 816 nucleotides long. The record is from the annotation of a GenBank genome assembly. Lineage: Eukaryota; Viridiplantae; Streptophyta; Magnoliopsida; Brassicales; Brassicaceae.